This is a messenger RNA of Striga asiatica, 303 nucleotides long. NCBI's taxonomy places the organism in Eukaryota, Viridiplantae, Streptophyta, Magnoliopsida, Lamiales, Orobanchaceae. The record is from the annotation of a GenBank genome assembly.
AUGACUUACGAGACCACUCUAAGAACGACCUCAUCUUAUUUGUCUAAUUACAAGGCGCCAAAAGCAAAGCUCAACAGGGCCAUGAUCAAGCAACUCCUCAAUCAUCUGCUCAAUGUGAUUUUCCUCAAGAGGCCUAACCAACUGCUGUUCAACGUCUCCAUUCGGGCUCACGCAGCCCGUGCUUUGACUCGCAAUUGGGCUCUUCAGAUCGUUAUCACUGCCGAACCCGGGCCCAUUUCCCGGCCCACUGUCAAAAUUUUGCGUUUUUCCAACUUUCAGGGACGCCGUGUGGCAUUUCUGUAG